CCUUGUCUAUGUAACAACAAUAGCAACAAGUAGACAGCUGGGAGGAUGGAUGCUGCGAUAUCCAUCCUUUUCUCAUGUAAACAGUUGCGGUUUGUGUUUGAAAUGUGAAUCUGUAACAAUCAUAUAUAAAAUUUGGAUUUGUGAAAAGUUUGUGUUUGUGAUUUUGUUAAAAUAUGGAUGAGUCCGGCAUUGAUAUGGGAUACGAUCUCGCAUCCCUCCUAACAAAUGAUUUCAAUGUGGACCAGAAGAUUUUAGAAGAGAUGACUACAGCCCAGCAUCAUCAAGAUUUUAUGUUCUAUGAGCUCAAGUCCAAGGCAGUCCCAGUAACCGAAAGCCCGCCCACAUUCAAGACGCUCACACCGACGUCACGCACACAGCUAAAGCAACAGUUGAUGCGAGAGCAUGCGCAGGAGCAGCUGCGGAGAGAAUCUUUACAGGCACAACAAGCAGGUCAAUCAAAGGAGAAUGGAGAAGAGAAGAAGAAGUCGAGUCCAGCGGAGGUGCCGAGGAUCACGCCACACGUGGAACUGCCGCCACAGGUGUUACAGGUGCGAACAGUUCUGGAGAACCCCACCAGGUAUCACGUGAUACAGAAACAGAAGAACCAGGUGCGACAGUAUCUCAGUGAAUCAUUUACUCCUCAAGGCCAGGUAUCCUCAAAUGGCCGCAGUGCGCCUGCGCAAUCAGCGCCAGAACUCAGGCGAAAUAACUCGCCUGAUCGAGCGUCUUCGUCUGGUCUCAUGAGUCCUGGCAUCUGUUCUGGGGGCGGUAACUCCGAAACAGACGAGUUCCUAGAAGAUAUCCUGUCACUAGACGGUGGGGCGGGUCCCCUCUCGUCGUCGGAGCCCGCGUCCACCGCCAGCUCGGUGGCCGGGGACUGCGCCCUGCUCACCGACGCGGACAUGCACGCGCUCGCUAAGGACAGACAGAAGAAGGAUAACCAUAAUAUGAUCGAGCGCCGCCGUCGCUUCAACAUAAACGACCGCAUCAAAGAGUUAGGGACCCUCCUGCCCAAGAACAAUGAUCCCUUCUACGAAGUGAUACGCGACGUGAGACCCAACAAAGGGACGAUACUGAAGAGCAGUGUGGACUACAUCAAGUGCCUUAGAGAUGAAGUUAACAGGCUCAAGCAGAGCGAGCAGAGAAGGAAGCAGAUAGAGUUGCACAAUCGGAAACUCAUGUUGAGGAUACAGGAACUAGAGCGACUGGCAAAAUUGCACGGGCUGCCUAUAUCUAGCGAGGGCUGGUCCUCCCCUCACGCGGAGGACUCCGGAGUGGACACCGCGCCCUCAGAGCCCUUCGCGUCGCCGGCUAGGACUCAGCAGCAAACAAUGAGUCAACAAAUGCUGGGUCAGGGCUGGUCGUCGCCGCACUCCACGGACUCUGGUAUGAAAAGCACGCCCGAGCCGUAUGCCUCGCCUGCGAGGACGCAGCCUGAUGUAAUGGUGCCCAAAUCCGAACCAGCUCCUCUCAUGGAACUAAGCGACCCUCCGCCGGACCUCUUGCGAGAUACUCCCGCUGGUGAACCGCUUUCCGCAUUGGAUGCUUUAGAUGGUUUGAAGCUGGGUUCGUGUUCGCCUCUCAGUCGAUCGGACGGUUUGUCCCUCGACUGCUUGGAGCCGGACCUGUGCCUCGAACCAGUGCCUGAGCAUCUGUUUAACCAUAAGGAUAUUAAGAUGCGACUAUCCCCGCCGCCGGGGUUGCUCAGCGGCGAGGAGAGCGAGGCCGUGCUCAACUUGGCGCAAAUAGAAGAUCUCAUGGACGACGAUUCGCACAAUCCCGUCACGCAAGGCGAUCCAAUGCUGUGCUCCUCCCCGACCUCCCAGCUGGGCCUCAGUGCAGCCGUGGCCGACGCCGCCGACCGAGCUCUGCUGCAUAUUGACCUGUCCUCGCACCAUACGGAGUCGUCGCUGCUGGGCGACACGUCGCUGGGCGUGGGCGCGGGGCUGAGCGACAGCUCACUGCCGCUGCUGCUGGGCCACCACCACGCGCCGCACCACUCGCACUCGCACGCGCACCACUGCUUCGACAUGGACCUCGGCGCAUAGUGUGCACCCGCCCUGUGCACCCGCCCUGUGCACCCGCCCUGUGCACCCGCCCUGUGCACCCGCCCUGUGCACCCGGCCCGGUGUGCACCCGCGACACAUUGCAGUGGCGUGUGUGCCGGCGUAGGAGCCUGUGUGCCCGCAGCUUUAUAUAGCGGGGUGACGUGUGUACCAGCAUAGAAGCGUGUGUGCACCUCACUUUAGCCAGAAGGGCUAUGUGUGUACCAGCGUAGGAGGGUAUGUGCACCCCGUCAUCGUUUGUACUGGCCCUUGCGUGGUGUACACUGCGCUUCGACAGUGUGCAUCUGCCUUAAAGACGGUGCGUGCGCGUAUAUGCAUAACUUUAUUCGAUAUAUAAACGUUAUAUAUACACUUUAUUUACACCAUAUGUGAUGUCUACACGCGCUCAAGCGACGUACACACACCCUUUUGUGUUUACAGUUCUUAUACAGAGUACACACGCACUUAUGCGGCGUUUAACGCGCUAUGCACACGUGUUUAUAGGUGUGUGCAACCGCCCUUAUGAGAAGUGCCUCAAUAUUGUGCUAGUUGUUAGGAUAUUACCGUGUGGUGUCCACACUGAACCGGAUAUAGAACUCUAAUGGUGCGUCCACACUGUGCUAAUUCAGUAAACAACCAUUUAUUUAAUAAAUUACAGUAAUGCAUUCAUACAGCGUCUAAAAUGUAUGAAACUUUGUAAUGAUACGCACAUACGGAGCCAGAAAAGUACAUAAAGAAAUAAAGAAAAAAGUUUGUGCGUCCAAAUGAAAUAGACUUGUUAAUGACUUCACUAUAAAAGUGCGUCUGAAUAGAGCCACUGUUGAUAUAUUAUUCUAUUACAAAUUGUAAUGGUGCGGCAAAACAGUGCCAAAUAUAUAUUAUAUUUGUUAUGAACAUGAAGUUCAAAACCUAUUUAUAAUGUUAUAUG
Zerene cesonia (dogface butterfly) is the source of this 2973-nucleotide messenger RNA. It is a transcript of the gene Mitf, whose product is annotated as transcription factor EB. Gene Ontology annotation, molecular function: DNA-binding transcription factor activity, RNA polymerase II-specific; RNA polymerase II cis-regulatory region sequence-specific DNA binding; protein dimerization activity. The transcript has 15 exons. The coding region runs from base 174 to 2048 and encodes 624 amino acids. The record is from RefSeq and is a predicted model, not a curated record. Gene Ontology annotation, cellular component: nucleus. Gene Ontology annotation, biological process: regulation of transcription by RNA polymerase II. Lineage: Eukaryota; Metazoa; Arthropoda; Insecta; Lepidoptera; Pieridae.